Molecule: messenger RNA, 4931 nt
Organism: Bacillus rossius redtenbacheri
Lineage: Eukaryota; Metazoa; Arthropoda; Insecta; Phasmatodea; Bacillidae
Gene: mh
Product: DNA-dependent metalloprotease dvc-1
Exons: 8
Coding region: 770-2455 (561 amino acids)
Biological process (GO): DNA repair
Cellular component (GO): nucleus
Molecular function (GO): single-stranded DNA binding; metalloendopeptidase activity; polyubiquitin modification-dependent protein binding
Source: RefSeq, a predicted model, not a curated record
GGUUGUUUGAACAUUUUUCCUGUAUUGUCAAAGGCUAAAUUAUAAAUUUAUUCUGUUGUACAAAGCACGGAACAUAUGUCCCGGCGCGGGUCGCAUGUCACCGCGUGGGUCGCCUAUUGCUGCGCAGAUUGCGAGUCGCAUGUUGCUGCGCAGGUCGUGGUUAGCUUGUCGCUAAGAGUAACAGUGCGGCACUGUAAAAUAAAUGGCGACUUGCCGUGGGCAUUAGAACGAAAUGUUAUCGUCUACCAUGCAAUGAGGAACAAAACAAGAAGCCCAACAAACACCAAGUUAUUGCAGUGAAGUAGGGUACUGCCCAGUUUUAAUGUGUUUUGUACUUGUUACUUAAAUAUGCUGAAUAAUGUAAUUUUUAAACUAAAACAUUUUAUUUAAAAAUAUUAAAAAAUAUUACAAAAUAAAUUUGAUGUAUUAAUAAAAAAUGUUAGAUAAAACAUGCCAUUAAACUAAGAAUUAAUUUUGUUUCUCUAAGAUAAAGGAUAUAUGUAUGAAAUAUUCAAUUCAAUGAACUGAGCUAUGUAUUUAAUAAUAUUCUAGCAAUUGGAUAAACAAAUAAAAUGUAUUCAUAUUUUCUUCAAGCUUAAUUUGUAUAAUCCAGUAAUCUGAAAAUAAAAAAAAGUAAAAUGUAUUUCCAGUGAUGGGGUUUGAACCAUGCCAUAUACAUCAAGCAUCACAGCCAAGCGAUCUGCCACCAUGCUACAUAGUCUACAUAAACAUAAGAAAGAAGACUCUGUAUUAUCGAUAGUGAAAUGAAAUGGACAAGGAUCGUGAUUUGGCAGUUGCCCUGCAACUUCAAGAAAAAUUUAACUCUGAAGCCAGCUUCAAGGAUGUGAAUCACAACAAGAAAUUGGGCAAGGAGAACGCAGCGAAGUCAGCUGCCACCUCGCUGGUGGACACCACUUGGGAGUACAUAGACCCGACCCCCGAUGUCCAUGGCAUGUUCCAGUUGUUCAACAACCGCUUUUUCUGGGGCAAGCUCUCUGGGGUUGAGGUGAAGUGGAGCACCCGUAUGACGUCGUGUGCUGGUGUGUGCUGCUAUGAGGGGCGUGGCGGUCUGUGCUCUGUGCGCCUCAGCGCUCCCCUUCUCAAGCUGCGGCCACGGAAAGAUCUCGUGGAAACACUGUUGCACGAAAUGAUUCAUGCGUAUUUGUUUGUAACGAACAAUGACCGCGACAGGGAUGGCCACGGCCCAGAGUUCCACAAGCACAUGAACAGAAUCAACAAAGAGGCAGGCACCAAGAUAACUGUUUACCACAGCUUCCACGAGGAAGUGAAGUUCUACCAGCAGCACUGGUGGAGGUGCAACGGCCCCUGCCAGCACAGGCCGCCCUUCUUCGGCACGGUGCGGCGUGCCUCCAACCGGGCUCCUGGCCCCAACGACUUUUGGUGGGACAACCACAGGGCCACCUGCGGGGGAUCGUUCAUCAAGAUCAGAGAGCCAGAAGGUUUCAAGGGCAAGGGUGCCGCUAUUAAGGAAGGCUCUUCUGGUCCUACGAACAAUGUACAAGACAUUCGGAAUUUCUUCCCAAGUGGAAGUGCAAGUGCGACUUUAAAAAACACACACGAAAACCAUUCUCAGAAGUCAUAUACAGCCACUGUAAAAAAAAAUGUUGUUACUUUGAAAGAUAUCAACAAGGAGUCACGAGAAACUUUUGGGAAAAAAACUUGUGGAAAAAAAGCUAGCGGGACAGAUGAGAAAACUACUGGUAAGAUGGGUAAAAAAAUGGGUGGGAUGCUGGCCAAUAAAGGUGGGGGAACUCUGGUCGUGACUGGUAAGAGCAAGAAGUCGGAGGUGCCCAUCGUCCCAAGCAGCUCGAAGAACAGUUUCAAACCUUUCGGCGGGGAGGGCUACGUCCUAGGCAGUGACCCGAUGGGUGGUAAGGUCUGUGCGGGCGGCAGGAGUGGUGCAGCGGGAUGUCGCAACGGCUCGAGCACGGCAACAAAACGAAGUUUGACGACUGAGGUGGCUUCGAAGGGACAGGAAAAAGUGUCUCUGACAAAGAAGUUGAAGAACGGUGACUCGAAGCCCUCCGGUGACAUCGUGGAGAUCGCGGACAGCCCCGAGAAGAACCGCGGUGGUGACGUGCAAUGCCCGGUGUGUGGCAACGCCGUAGGCGUGGCCGAGAUAAACGACCACUUGGACGGUUGUGUGGAGUCGACGCCCGACCAACUCUCCGAUGCCGUGCACUGCCCCGUGUGCUGUGAGGAGCUGCAGGAACGCCAACUGAGCCAGCACCUGGAGACGUGCGUGGGCAGCGUGUUCUCCUGCGACGACGAGGAGAGAGAUGGAGAGGUGCCGGGGCGUGGGCGUGACUCCACCAAGCUGUACCCGUGUCCAUGCUGCAUGACCUGGGUGGAGCCGGACCUGAUGGAUCACCACUUGGACGAGUGCCUGUCCUCCCAGCUUUUGAGUGAGUUCUCCAACAAAACAACUUGCUAAAGUGUCAUAUUCUUUUUAUAUUGCAAAUGUUAUUUCACAGACCUGAAGUACAUUUCAUAUAUAUUGUUGACAGCAUAUUACAAAACUGUUAAUUCAGGAUGUUUUACAUAUAUUCAUGUUUUUAGUAUUUAUGUUAAAAAAACAGUUGUUUUGUAUUAAAGUAAAGUGGUAAAAUAAAUAAAUUCACAGCCUCCAGCUGUGAAUUUAUAUUCUUAGGGGCACACUUAUGUUUUUUAAGACCUCGUGUCCUUGCUCAGUUUUUAAUAGCGGUUUUUAUUUUACUUGAUUACAGCCAAAUUUUAAUGACAUGUUAAGGAUAUCUGUACAUUCUUUACUCAUUUUUAAGUAUUCAUUAUUUAUGUAAAAGUGCAUGCCCAUUAUUUUUUGCCAUUACAUUUUAUAGGUUGAAAUUAUUAAUUCCAGUUGCAGUAGCAAAAAAAAAAAAAAAAAAUGAAAAUUGUCUGUUAGUUUCCAGAUGUCUUCAUUAUGUAGAUUUGAUUUAGUUUUAUUUGUGUUUCAUCCUAAAUAAUUUUGUGUAUAAUUAUUGAAUUGAAAUGCUGUGAUUACUUCUCAUAAUAAUUUUUACAGCUGAUAUAAAUUUAUUAAUUCUAGAAUCUAGAGUGAUGAUAAUGAAUAGUUUUGCAUUCUUAAGAGUUGCCACAAAGCUGUUUGUUAUGAAUGAGUAUUAAAUCUCCUAAGUCAAAUAGGUAGAAGUUAAGAUUCAGAAAUCUUUUUUAAUUGAAAUUCAUUGAUUCAUGGGAACCCAACUGUAUAUUUUUUCUUGGUGUAGUAAUAGUUUUGCAUUAGGUAGAUAUUGUUUGUAGUUACAGUGAAGCUGAAUUUUGUACAGGUUUUAUGAGUGGAAAAUGUUCUUAAUGUAUAUAAAUUUUUUAUAAUGUUCCUGAUAAAGAAGUCUUGGAAAAUGAUCUAUUCGUAAGGGUGUUUGAAUAUUUAUAAGUUGUUGAAAUAAAUAUUUUUAUAAGUUAUGUAAAAUUAAUCAACUCAGUAAGUAUAGUUUUUGUUAUUUAUACCCUGGAAAGUGCAGUGUCAACAUUAGUCCUGGUGGUUUUAUUAUAUGUAUAUAUAAUGAUGAAUUCAUAUCUUUCAUUAAUAUAAUGCAAUUAUUUACACAUUAUGUAUUUAAGUUUAAUCUGGGUAAAUAUGUAGUAGGGCGGUAUUUGCGAAAAAAAAAAUGCUAAAAAUCCAAAAAUACUUUUAUUCUAUGCUCUUUCACUUCCUCUUUUCAAAACAACUGGCGGAGAUAAGAAAUUCCAAAUACUUAAGGAGAUAUCAAAUUUUUAAAUUUAAUCAUAUGUAGUUCAGCGGUAUUUGCGGAAAACAUUUUAAAAAUCCGAAAAUACCUUUAUUAUAUGGUCUUCAACUUCCUCUUUUCAUUAAAAGCGGCAGAGAUAAGAAAUUCCAAAUACUUUAGGAGAUAUAGAAUUUUUUAAUUUUGCUAUAGAAGACCGCUCAACUACAUAUUUACCUUAAUCGGACAUAAUGCUGGUAUGAUAGAUUGAAUUUAUAUAGUUUAAAAAUAAUUAUGUUAUUUGUAAUAAUUGUUACUUAAUGGGAAAAUAUUUUUCCCUGGAAUAUCGAAAGUAUCGAACUGAAAAAAAAAUACAGAAUCGAGUAUCGAAAGUGUGGUAUCGUCCCACCUCUAUUUUUUAAGUUUAUUAAAUUAAUUAAUUUUGUUUGUAUACUUUCUAGUUUAUUUGCAUCGGCCGACUUGAUGUCAUUCCAGAUUACUGAACAAUUUUCUAAUUUGGACCUUAAGGCAAAAUACAGGGAGAAUUGAGUCGGAAUUAGUAGCAUAAAAAGUAAUAAAUUUGAUCAUAGGAAGGGUUUUGUGGGAAGGCAUGUAUAAAUAGUUUACAUGAUUAUGGAAAAAUAAUUUAGAAUCUAGAAUAACACCAAGAUCCUUAAUUGUUGAACAUUUCGUUAUUACAGAGUUUUCUAAAAUAUAAUCAAAAAUAAGUGGUUGAUAUGAGUAGCGGAUCCAGAAGGGGGGCUAAGGGGCUCAAGCCCCCUCCAAAAGCAUCUGGGUCCACUAUUGUUUUAGUGUUUGCCUUGAUAAAGCCUAGCCUGAGCUGGGUCAAGCCCCUCCCAAACCAAAAUCCUAGAUCCGCCACUGGUUGAUAUUUCCUUGUAAGGAUAUAACGAAUGUUUUGUGUUUAUUUAGUGUAACCAGAUUAAAUUUACACCAAUUGUUUAUUUGGGAAAUGUCAUUUUGUAAUAAAAUACAGUCAUUCGGUGUUACUAUAUUCCUAAAUAUUUUUAGUCAUCGGCUAAAAGUACUCCUGUAGAAUGGUUGAGAAUUUGAGGUAGGUCAUUUAUAUAUAAAUUUAAAAUAUCGUCAUGAAAUCCGUGUUUACUGACCUCAAGCAAAUAGUCAAGUGUUGUUCUGCUAAAAUGCUUUCCCUUUAAUUUAGAUUUUUCUUCUCAAUUUUAUUCUUGAUGAGAAAUAAAAUGCUAC